GCAGCUACUAACCUCACCGCUACUAUACACCCAACUGAACACACAAGAAAGGAACGUAAACAAACAAAGAAGAUGACUCGCGGUAACCAGCGUGAUCUCGCGCGCGAGAAAAACAUGAAGAAACUGCAGGAAAAGAAUAAAGUGCACCGCGACGAUGGCCUUUCGGCUGCUGCGCGCAAAGAGGCUGACGCAGAGAAAAUGCGCCAGAAGCAAGCUGCUGCGGAAGCUCGGAAGAACGGUGGCGGCUCGUGACUGACGACUCGCUCUGUUUGUAAUUCCGUAACAAAUUCCACUCACACGUAGUGCGUUUCCCUUAUUUUUUUAUGUUAUUAUUUCUUUUGCUGUUCGUUCGAUCCAAGGCUUAAGACCAUUGCUGGUCAACUGUGAAAACUGGCAUUGAUUUGGUAGAGGAAGUCGUUAUCUUCUUUUCUAUCCGUAAUCAUGUGUGGCAAAUAAUUGACAGCUGAGUGCACUCAUUGAGGCAGAGCUUGUUUUUGUUGGGCUACACAACUCGAGGAAGAUCAACUCAUUGAGUAAUGUUGCCACUAAUUAUUUGUGGAUCAGUCAUUUGAGGAGUUUUUCUGAUGUGCGUGUGCCUAUGCCUAUGCCUAUGCCUGCAAAUGUGUGCAUGCGUGUGGCAAACGUUUCAAAGGUAAGCGUUUGCUUUUGUGUACUCUUGAUGGACAUUAUAAGCAACGAGAGAAUAGAAG
Leptomonas pyrrhocoris is the source of this 710-nucleotide messenger RNA. RefSeq lists its product as hypothetical. Lineage: Eukaryota; Euglenozoa; Kinetoplastea; Trypanosomatida; Trypanosomatidae. The coding region runs from base 73 to 252 and encodes 59 amino acids. The record is from RefSeq and is a predicted model, not a curated record. The transcript has a single exon.